GUUUGCAACUGCGGCGGUACCAAAUUUACAUUUUUUAGUGUCCGGGAAAGCUGGGUUGACAGUCCCUGUGGAGCCCCCAGGUGUCUGGGAGAUGAUGACGUCCAUCCCUAUACGUAUCCCCACUGACUCCAUAUAUGAAGAGGCCGAAUCGCUGUGCACGACCCCAAAGUCAGUGGCCGCCAGUCAAGACGAAGACGGAAGCCUAAUAGACUAUACAGAGAGGUCAUGUGAUGGACCAAACCACGCACCCCGUGGCCUGAAGAAUCGGGCACUUCCUCUGGAUAAAUUAUCCCGGGCUCAGCUGAUGGUGGAACAGUACAUCAAUGACAACGAGCUGCUAAAGGCGCACAAGGAGUUAAUCCGCUGCGUGGCACUAAAUAAGAUAAUACAUGGAGACGGCCACUGGAGACUCGCGAAGGCGUUUGCGGACCUUGCCUACAGUUACCUUUCCGUUAGAGGGUUACCCGUCCAAGCCAGACAACAUGCCGAAUCUGCUAAAAACAUCCUGCUGCAAGGAGUGGACAUGUCGAAAUCCCUAGAAGAGAAGCAAGAAAUCCUGGGAACGCUGGUGACCAUUUACUAUACCCUGGGCAUGUCUCACCUGCUGCAGAAUAAUGGAAGAGAAUCCUAUCUCAGUUUGCAGAAAGUGGAGAAAAUCGUGAAAGAACUGGAAGAAUUGCAGGAGAAGACGUCUGUUCUUGGCAGAAUAUCGGACAAGGACAUCGCUAUGGCGCUGGGCAGGGCCUGCGUGAUGCAGAACAAGCUCAGCUUAGCUAUGAAUUACUUUGACCAAGCUGUAAAGAUCGUCAUCUCGUCUGAAGGGGACAGCUCUGCCGAACUGAUAAACCUCUACCGGGAGAUGGCCCGGGCUGAGCAACAGAAGAGGAGGCACCAGCAGGCCAUCCACUACCUGCUGCAGGCCCAUUCUAUAUGUCAGGCAGAGUAUAAAAAGCUGAGUGAAGAGGCCGCACAGACAGGGCUGCUCCUAGCUCAGGCCUAUGCUGCUGCCGGACAUUCUGAAUACAAUGAAAGCGCUGAUAAGUACUUUACUGAGAGUCUCAGCAUUUACCAGGUGGUGCUGGGCCCGGACGACCCUCAGACACUGACCACGUGCGUGCAAUUUAGCAAAUGGCUCAUACAGAUCGGUAGGACUCAGGACGCGUUCAAAAUGUUACAGGAAGCGAUGGGCACAGAGACGGACUACAGCGAGACUGUGGCUGAGAUGCUCAGUAUCAUGGGCAGUAUACAUCUGGCAAAUGGGAAAAUACAGAAGGGCUGCCGACUCCUAAAGAAGAGUCUAGAGAUUCAGACCGUGUUUUAUGGCUCCCAGCACAACAAGACCAGAGAAACCCAGAAUCUCCUGACCACACUGCAGAAGUCUGGAGCAAUAGGGGAGUAAACUAUGGCUGCAGGUUCUAUCCAGAUCCUCGUCCUACCAACCAAUGAGGAAUCUCCUACCUAUACCUCAGAGGAAACCUUCAAGGAGAUAUCCGUGGGGUCCGCACUUACCCCUGGAGAGAUACAUGGCCUCCUAUGUAGGAUAUCAUGGACACAGGCUACAGUUAUCAUCAGAACUGAUGCCCGCCAACCUGCGGCCACGUACAGCGACAGGUGCACCCAUCUGAACCCCAGUUCAAUCCCAUUCACUCCUGUGGGUUGUGAUGCUUUUGAAGUUAAGGCACAAAAUCUGAGGCUGCACUACUGAAGGAUUCUGCCCAAAACAUGAUUUCUGUCGGCCAUAAUUAUGUGUGAAUUCAGAUCACCACCCUGGCUGAAAA
This is a messenger RNA of Bufo bufo (common toad), 1778 nucleotides long. It is a transcript of the gene TTC23L, whose product is annotated as tetratricopeptide repeat domain 23 like. The coding region runs from base 92 to 1399 and encodes 435 amino acids. The record is from RefSeq and is a predicted model, not a curated record. Lineage: Eukaryota; Metazoa; Chordata; Amphibia; Anura; Bufonidae. The transcript is spliced from 12 exons. Gene Ontology annotation, molecular function: protein binding.